Messenger RNA from Sphenostylis stenocarpa, 360 nucleotides. The record is from the annotation of a GenBank genome assembly. NCBI's taxonomy places the organism in Eukaryota, Viridiplantae, Streptophyta, Magnoliopsida, Fabales, Fabaceae.
AUGGAAGGGACGAGGACGUUACUUCCGUUCAUAAUUCAGUUUGAACCCAAAGAGCGGGUCCCUGAGAACGAAGAACCCUCUCUUCUUUCUUUCAAACGCCAUCUCCAUCUCCUUCCUCAGGUCACUCUAUCUUCUCUUCUCUCAUCUUCCAGUCGCUGUUUUCGUUUAACCCUCGCCGUUAUCUCGCAUUAUGCUUUUUGCCUUGUUCACCGCUUCUCAUAUUGUGGAAUUCUGAUUCCUGUUGCAUUUGCCGUUUCAUGUAAUGCAGCUGAUGUUGAUGCUGCUGCUGCAGUCGCGAUGAGAUCGGUAUCGCAAGUUGUUUUUAAAAAUCUUGAAUCUAAUGUGAAGAUGUAUAGGUAG